Molecule: messenger RNA, 2380 nt
Organism: Scheffersomyces coipomensis
Lineage: Eukaryota; Fungi; Ascomycota; Pichiomycetes; Serinales; Debaryomycetaceae
Product: sugar phosphate isomerase/epimerase family protein
Exons: 1
Coding region: 175-1881 (568 amino acids)
Source: RefSeq, a predicted model, not a curated record
UUCAGGUUUAAACUAUUUAUAUCGUUUCAAACGACACAUAAUUCAUUUUUGUCGUUUCUUUAAUCGACCCAUUUUGGUUUCAAAACGGUUUUGCUUGGUUCGAUUUGUAUACGAUUUUUCAUAUUGAUUGCAUUUCAUUAAUAAGUUGAGGUCAUUUUUUUCUUAUAGAUUAAUAUGCAUAUUGAUUCUAACUUGGAUAUUUCAAUCGAGUCCGACGUUAAUAUGGUGAAUAAUUUAUAUGAUACCGUUUAUAAUGGCUUAAUAUGGUUGAUUUCAUUGAAUAUGUAUGUUUGGUUGGGGAUAAUCUUUAUCAUUGCUGUGGUGAUGGGUUUUGCGUUCAUUAGGGAGGAAUUGGGGUAUGGUCAUCCCCUUUUCAAUACCGUCAUUCCCCAGAUUGAUAAUACUAAACAAAGUAAAUUCAAAUUUAGAUAUAGAACUUCAAUUGCAACUAUUUGUUUACCAGGGACAAUCAAACAGAAAUUAUUAGCCAUCCAUAACAGUGGAUUUGAUGGUGUUGAACUUAUGUUUAAUGAUUUGAAUGAGAUUGAUCCUCAUGAAUUAAAACAAUAUGCUGAUUCAUUAAAUUUGAAAAUCGUAUUGCUUCAACCGAUUCGUAAUCUUGAAGGAUGGGAUGAUGAAGUGAUUUUCGAACAAAAAUUACAUGAACUAGAACAGGUUUUUCAAACUAUGCAAAUUUUAAAUACGAAUGUCUUAUUGAUUUGUUCCAAUGUUGAUACUCAAUCCAGUGGUGAUUUCCCAUUAAUUAUUCGUCAAUUGAAACAAGCUAGUAAACUAGCCCAAAAGUAUGGUAUUAAAUUAGCCUUUGAGAAUUUAAGUUGGGGGAUUUACAUCAAGACAUUUGAUGAAUUGAUUAACACAGUAUGUAAAGUUGAUGAGGAUAAUUUUGGGAUUUGUAUUGAUUCAUUUCAUAUCAAUAUGUAUCAAUCAAAGAUUAAUCAACAUAAUCUUACCAAUAAGAUAUUUAUUGUUCAAUUUUGUGAUGGAGGAAGUAAUAUAUCUCAGUUACCCACCACUUCAGAUAAAGAUCGAUAUGAGUUAGUGGAGUAUGCUAGAAGGUUUCGAUAUUUCCCGGGUCAAGGCGGAUUCACUGAUUUAUUAGAACAAUAUCGUCAUUUACAAACUUCAAAUUAUACAGGAUAUAUCAGUUUAGAAGUUUUCAAUCACGACUUUCAUCAAUUCAAAGGAGAUAUACAGUAUAUUUCCGACGAUGGCUUUAGAAGUUUAAUAUGGUUAGAAAUUGAAGAUUUAUUACAAAACAAACCAUUUAAGAUUAAAGGUAUUGAGGUGAACAAUAGAAGUUGGAAACCUAAAUUACUGACGCGUCCUAUUUUUAAUCACGAAGAAGAAGCUGAAGGUAUAUGUUCUGGUUUGCAAUUGAAUUGUUUAAAAGAUAUAACCAUCAUUGCAGAAGAUGCAGAUUAUUUGAAUUUACGAUUAAAAUAUUUGAAGUAUGAUAAUUUUUUAAUUGCAAAUAAUAUUAUAAUUAAAAAUGAUGCAGGCGGCGCAAACGAAAUUUUUAGCCACCACCAAAUAAGACAAGAACAAGGUGAACCAGAACUUCAAGUUACGAAAAAUCAACUGAUAAUGCCCAUUGUUUUAAAAGUUUUAAAUCGCACAGAAUACAAUAGGCUAAUGUUGUUUUGUUCUGUUGGAUUAAAAUUACAAAAAUUACAUGAAGAAUUCCGCCAAGAUUAUUCUUUUAAUUUACCAGUAAAUACAUCUUUUGGUUAUAAAAGACAUGGUUUGAAGUCUAUCACAAAAUUCGAUAAAGGCGGUAAUUACGAAUUGAUUGGCAACAACGACACCAUCAACAAUCUUGACGACAUUAAUUAUACAAUCAUAACAAUCUCAAUUACGUGAUGUACAGAAUGAUUGAUUCUCUUUUUGGAGGAGGGGUUGGGGGGUUGACGGAUUUUUAUUUUUCUCUUACCUUUCAAUUACGUUGAUUAAAGUUAUUGCUUUUCUUUUUUCUUCUAAUUAUUAUUUUAUAUUGACGUAGUUAAUUUGCAUUAGAUUGUUUAAAGUUGAAGUUUUUAUAUUUAUUUUUUAUAAAUUUGUAGCAAUUAUUAUCAAUAUCUGAUCAUUAUCGUAUCCCUGAAUUAUAACUUUUAUUUUUCAAUUAUAAAUUUAUUAUUUAAUGCACUAUGCAACAGGGAAAGUUUAAAAGAUUUUUUUUUUUUUAUUUUGAUGAUUUUUCUUUUUCGGUUUUAUUUUUUUUUAAUUUUUUUUUUUGGUUUAUUUUAUUUUCUGAACAGCCUUUUCCCCACAUACAGAUUCUAGAAGGCAAAAACAUUUAUCCUAAAUGAAAGUAUAAGCGUGUAUGUACUUAUUUAGUUUAUAGUCGAAAUCAAAGGCGACU